Lathyrus sativus (Indian pea) is the source of this 1158-nucleotide messenger RNA. The record is from the annotation of a GenBank genome assembly. Lineage: Eukaryota; Viridiplantae; Streptophyta; Magnoliopsida; Fabales; Fabaceae.
AUGGCUCUUCACGGUGCUUCUUUCUGCUUCACAAGUGUCGCUUCUAAUCCUCUAGGUUCAGUCAAGUACAGUCAUCCUAUUGUUAAAGCUUCCGUGCUUCCUUCCCCUCUUUGCCCUCCAAAUGUUCGAUUGAAUGCUAAAGGAAAGGCAAAGGUAAUACCUGAUGAUGGGAGAUCUGAAACAAAGGAAUUGCCUCUAGUUGUUUGUUUCGGGGAAAUGCUUAUUGAUUUCGUCCCAACUGUUAGUGGUCUUUCUUUGGCCGAUGCACCUGCGUUUAAAAAGGCUCCAGGGGGAGCUCCUGCUAAUGUUGCUGUUGGCAUAGCUCGGUUAGGAGGUUCAUCUGCUUUUAUUGGAAAGGUUGGUGAGGAUGAAUUUGGAUAUAUGCUUGCUGAUAUACUCAAGGAAAAUAACGUAAACAACCAAGGGAUGCGUUUUGACCCUGGUGCACGUACUGCCUUAGCAUUUGUUACAUUGAGGAGUGACGGAGAGCGAGAGUUCAUGUUUUAUCGUAAUCCCAGUGCUGAUAUGCUGCUCCAAGAAGAUGAACUAGACUUGGACUUAAUCAGAAAGGCCAAGAUUUUUCAUUAUGGUUCAAUCAGUCUUAUAACAGAACCAUGCAAAUCGGCACAUAUAGCUGCAGCAAAGGCAGCAAAAGACGCCGGUGUAUUUCUGUCCUAUGACCCUAACCUGAGGCUUCCUUUAUGGCCUUCUGCAGAUAGUGCUAGAGAAGGAAUUCUGAGUAUAUGGGAGACUGCAGAUAUCAUCAAGAUAAGUGAAGAAGAGAUUUCAUUUCUUACAAAUGGUGAAAAUCCAUAUGAUGAUGCCGUUGUACAAAAACUUUUCCAUCCAAACCUCAAGCUACUUCUUGUUACUGAAGGUUCAGAAGGUUGUAGAUAUUACACCAAGGAGUUUAGUGGUAGAGUGAAGGGAAUGAAGGUGGAUGCAGUUGACACAACCGGAGCUGGUGAUGCAUUUGUUGCUGGAAUAUUAUCACAAUUAGCUACAGAUCUUUCAUUACUUAACAAAGAGGAACAACUGAGAGAUUCUCUCAAGUUUGCCAAUGCUUGUGGUGCAUUGACUGUGACUGAGAGAGGUGCAAUACCAGCAUUGCCCACAAAAGAAACUGUUCUGAAUGCCCUGCUUGAACCUGUAUUGUAA